GUUCAUCUACCGGAGAUCUACUACGACACUACCACUACUGCUACGACUGUUGCUACCAUGGCAUCCUCCUCGUUCAGAGAUUCUAUGAACUCUCUCGGGUGGUCACGCCGCGAGCCCGAUGUCCCCGUCACCACCAGUCAGCAGACGGGUCUCUUAUCGUCGAUCAAGUCCUUGAAUCCGUUUGGCGAUGGUGGCUAUGGCCGUCUCCCAACUACGGAGUCUGCUGGGGCACCGCUGCCGGCUCGUAAUCGACGUGAAGAGGACGAAGCCUGGUUUGCCUUGAGUAGAUGGGAUCGGCUUCUGAUCUUUGGUGGCUGCAACCUGGGCGCGCUUGCAUGCUUCGUCCUCGUCUUUGCAUUAUGGCCACUAAUGAUGGCAAAGCCCAGGAAAUUUGCUAUUCUAUGGUCUUUAGGUUCAGCCUUGUUCUUAGCCUCCUGGGCCGCCAUAAUGGGUCCUUGGACCUAUUGCCAACACCUGAUAUCAACACCACGUCUCCCCUUUACGGCCGCCUAUUUUGGAUCUAUUGGCCUUACGUUGUACUUCAGUCUGGGUCUUGGAAACACCUUUCUCACCUUCAUCUCGUCGAUCGUACAGCUGGCUUGCUUGAUUUGGUAUCUGGUCAGCUACUUUCCCAUGGGGUCGAGCGGUCUGCGGCUCGCGACGAGCUUUGGGGCUCAGCGAGCUGCGGCAUGGAUGACUGGGUAAUGAAGGCAUGUCUGCAAGCCUCUGAUGGAGUUUUGAUGGAUAUGUAUGCGUGUACUGUAGCUGGUCAUGAUUAUCGAUUCUCUCUUAUCGACUCUCUUAUCGAUUCUCUCAGAACUCAAGCAGCACCUGAAUCACGUUUUGUACCCCG
This is a messenger RNA of Amorphotheca resinae ATCC 22711, 853 nucleotides long. RefSeq lists its product as hypothetical. Gene Ontology annotation, biological process: vesicle-mediated transport. The record is from RefSeq and is a predicted model, not a curated record. Gene Ontology annotation, cellular component: membrane. Lineage: Eukaryota; Fungi; Ascomycota; Leotiomycetes; Helotiales; Amorphothecaceae. The coding region runs from base 58 to 705 and encodes 215 amino acids. The transcript has 4 exons.